This is a messenger RNA of Cryptotermes secundus, 4270 nucleotides long. It is a transcript of the gene Usp10, whose product is annotated as ubiquitin carboxyl-terminal hydrolase 10. The record is from RefSeq and is a predicted model, not a curated record. Gene Ontology annotation, molecular function: cysteine-type endopeptidase activity; cysteine-type deubiquitinase activity. Gene Ontology annotation, biological process: protein deubiquitination; DNA damage response, signal transduction by p53 class mediator; regulation of autophagy. Gene Ontology annotation, cellular component: cytosol; nucleus. The transcript is spliced from 12 exons. Bases 163 to 3669 code for a protein of 1168 amino acids. NCBI's taxonomy places the organism in Eukaryota, Metazoa, Arthropoda, Insecta, Blattodea, Kalotermitidae.
GUGAAAAACAUGUCUACAGCUGUGUAGUUAUGACUUAACACAAGAAUAAGGACCAUGGAUUACACAGUUCAGGAAGCAGACAUUUUGGUGACUGGCUCUGCAUCCUGUGCUUAUUUAAUAAACUGGAGUGUGGUAGUCACAGUCAGUAUCAUUCUGUGAACCAUGUGGCUGUCUGAGAUCCAAUUCCUUGAUCUGACAAAUGCUGAUGAAGAAGAAUGUAAUUUCCUCCAAACUACACUUUUCACGUGGAAUCCAAACUUAAAUUAUCCAGAAUUCCCAUGGGGGGGACAGUCUGAUCCUGCGUGCACUCGUGCAGAAUGGAGACCUGCUUCUUAUGCUGUGGCCCCCAUCCCCCACCCCACUCUCAGGGGUGUCUUCCUUCCCCCACCACUGUAUGCCCCAGCAGCUCCAGCUCUGGGUCUAGUGUCUACGGUUACAGGACCAGGGGAACCCAUAGAUAGUCCCAGUGAAGUGACUGCAGUAUUGGAAGGGGGUGAUGGUGAUUCUGCAGCUACACAGAACUCUCCUUCCCCUGCAGCCCCACGGAUUGGCGAUGUCUCCCAGGAUCCUCAAAAUUUGGGUGGUCCAGGUUCAAUGUAUACUGACCCUUCUGUUAUGUCAGUACCUACAUCAGUCCCAGCACCAGUUCCACCAUCAGUGAUGACAACAAUGUAUCAUCAUCAGAUUGUGUCUGGUUUGCCCCUCUCCAAUGUGUAUGUUGGGAAUGUAACAGCCAAUGUGAAUGUACAUGGCUACAUGAGUGCAUAUCCACAUAUAUCCCCACAACAAGUGUACCCAUCUGAGGUUUCUCAGGAGUCUCCUAAUCCUGUCAGGAAUGGGGGUCGAGAAGCACGGCGUGGUCGUUCAAAUAAGCCAAGUGGCAAACGUGUGGAUGGUCAGUAUGGGGACAGGAACUCUUCUGGCAGGCAUUCUCAGGAAGUUUUGCAGGUGCAACAAUCUCCACUGGUGGAUUCACCUCCAGGAAAUUCAAACUUACCACAACAAGGUUUUACCCAAUUUUUUCCCAUCAAUCCAAUGCAUCCAUAUCAGCCACCAUAUUAUAGUCCUUCAACUCCCACUCAUCCUGCGCCACAUCUCCCCCACCCAUCAGCCCAACAUGCAACUGGAACUCCCAUUUAUCUGCCUAGUCAUGCAAUAUACCCAGCAGCAAUGUAUGGAACAUACCCACCACACCAACAGCCACCUGGGGGUCCCCCCAUCAUGUCCUUUGCAGCUUUGCCAACUACCCCAGUGCCUACCACAGAGACCUCUAUGCUUGGCGCUUUCCAAGCAGAAGGCAGUAACACUGAAGAACAAAUGACAGCCCCAACCAGAAACAAAGAGAUUGAACUUGGAGAAGCACAUAUGCAUCGACAAAAGUUGUCUCCGUCUUCUGUGCGUGGCACAAUGUUUCAGCCACAGCAACUACCAGAAGCGUGUCCUCCAUCAGAAGUACUGGCAAGUAGUGCACACAGCAACACAAAGCCUGUAAGUUACCAGCAGCAGCAGAGUGAGGAAGAAGACUUUAACCAGACAGACUUAGUGAAUACUGUAGUUGUAAAUAAUAGCAACAUUGUAACAGAACCCCCACCAUUCGUUGAUCCCAAACAAAGUGGUGAUGUAGAUUCAAUAAAUAGGAACUUGCCACAUUCAACGGGUCAUAACAGUUUCAUCAAAAACGAUCUGCCACCUGAAUUUGUGCCAGAAAAAGUUACAGUUUCAAGUCAUGAUGUUUUUGUUGACAGUAAUGUAUCAUUUAUUCCGGCAUCCAGGAUAAAUGUUAGUGAGAUGAGUGCUAAUGAAAGUGUAGUAGUGAGUGAUUCAGAUUCAAAGAGAGAGACAGCAGUCGUUAGUGACGUUAAUCUUCCCUCAUCUGUGGAAAAGUGUCAUAUUACAGAUGUAAAAUCUCCUUUACCUCAUGUUGAUGUUGUUAUGUCACCAGUAACGGCUCCAAAAUCAACACAUGGACUACUAGUAGACAGUGUUGCAGCAUCCUUUCCUAGCAGCCCCCAACCUGUAAGUACUUCCAUUGAUGUACAUCAGGAUAGUGGACAAAGCAUAACAGCACUACCUCCAUCUAGUCAUCCCAUUGAUGUGCCAAGCACUGCAGUGGUGACGACUAGUCAGAAAUCGUGGGCAAGUUUGUUCAAGCCAAGUACCACAAUUGAUGGAGGAAUGAUGAUGACUACAGGAUCUCCAGCCAAUAGGACUUCACCUGGCAACAAGCCCCUAGCAUGUGUAAGACCAUUCCAGAAUGCCGUUCCUGUUACUACUGAUGGCUCUAACAGGGUUUCUGAGGGAUCUUCAGCAUUGCAGUCAGUGUCACCUGCUGUAAGUCCUGGAGUCAGCACUGCAUGUGGGGACAAUGUUAACAGUUACCCCCAGUUGCCUUCUCCGUCUUCAACUGAUGACCCACAUCUGUACCAACUAGGAGAACUUCUGUUGAAGUACCAGCUGGAACACAGGGCUCUCAGCCUUCAGCCUCGUGGUUUGACAAAUAAAAGCAAUUGGUGUUACAUCAACUCGACACUUCAAGCACUCUUGGCAUGCCCACCCUUCUACAAUCUCAUGAAGGCUUUAUCGUUGCCCUCAAGGCGUUCUGGCAAAUCAAGUACGCCCAUCAUUGACAGCAUGGUCCAGUUUGUCAAUGAAUUUGUGCCUCUGUCCCCAACAUCUCGUCUAAAGGAUCGUAAAGAGAAGGCUCUGCGCAAGGAUGAUGGCAGUAUUGAAGUUCAGUGUGGAGCCCCAUUUGAGCCUAGUUACAUCUACAAGAUGUUGAACAGUAUUCGAAGUGACACCUUUAAAGUAGAAGGAAGGCAAGAAGAUGCCGAGGAGUUCCUUGGAUGUCUCCUGAAUGCACUUAACGAUGAAAUGCUUGAGCUCAUCAAACUUGUAGAAGAACCGUCAGUAAAAUCAACUCUCAGCAAUGGUGAUAUUGCUACGAAUGGUGAUACUUCAGCUCAAAGUCUGGACGAAGAUGACACAGAGUGGACGGUAAUGGGUCGAAAGAACAAAGGCUCAAUCACUCGUCGUGCUGACUUUGGUCGGACACCAAUUUCUGAUAUCUUCAGGGGUCACUUGCGGUCAAGAGUCCAGCGAGCAGGUGAUCAAUCUACAGAUAAUGUGCAGCCAUUCUUCACAUUACAACUGGAUAUCGAGAAAGCGCAGUCAGUCAAGGAUGCUCUGGAGAUUCUUGUUGGCCGUGACCAGCUGGAAGGAGUUACAUGCUCACGCACUAAUCAGGAAAUAGAAGCAUGGCAACAAGUAACAUUAGAAGAACUGCCAUUAGUGCUUCUUUUGCACCUGAAGUGGUUUGAUUACAAACUGGAUGGAGCAUCCAAGAUAGUCAAGUGUGUGGAAUUUCCGAUUGACCUUAAAGUGGACCCAAAGCUCCUGUCCUCCAACAAGAAGUAUGGAGUGAAGCAGAGGCAGUAUAAGUUAUUUGCAGUCGUUUACCAUGAUGGAAAAGAAGCCACAAAAGGACAUUAUAUAACGGAUGUUUUUCAUGUGGGAUAUGGAGGUUGGGUGCGAUAUGACGACAGUGUAGUGAAGGCAGUGCAGGAGAGUAAUGUUCUGCGCCCACGAGGACCCCGGGUCCCAUACUUACUAUACUAUCGCCGCUGUGACACAAUUGGAAAUAUUUCACCUGCCCUUGACAAAACAAGAUAAGUUUUGUGCUUUCUCAUCUGAACUUGGAACAUUAAAUGUCAAAAUAUGGUGAGUGGUCGAUCAAAGUUAUCAGUGAAUUUCUGGUUCACAUUGAACAUUUGAAAUGUAGUUACACCACUUAAUUUCAAGAUGCUUGAACAUCAUGUAGAAUUUUGGUGAAUAGUUUGUAUAUUCUUGUAAUAUCUGAAGGCAAUAAUCAGUGAGCUGGAAGGCUGACAAUUUGUAUGUUGUGCUUCAAUGGCCAAUCCUUUGUAAGUAUGUAGUGUCCUUUAGAAUUUCUUACGAUUGUGUGUGACAUACGUUUUCUUGACUAGUGGUCAUUUGUGAUUAAAAAGUACAGAGAUAAUGUAAGAGUUGUGACAAAUAUUGACAGUAUUUUUGAUGGAAAUUUAACGUUUUUUAUUUACAACUUGAUGUUCAGUGGAGUAAGUGAGGAUAAUAGUGUAGUAAAGUUUUUUCAAGCUCUAUAGUUAAAAAAACUGUUCUGUUACUUUAUGGUGACUUGGCCAUUGCAAAAGGGUAGGAAACAAAAGAAUAAUUGGGGAAGGUAAAAUAUGAAGUGCAGGUGUUGGUAGCAGGAGAGGAGGCAGUGUAGAGUAGG